Benincasa hispida (wax gourd) is the source of this 1422-nucleotide messenger RNA. RefSeq names its product Nitrilase/cyanide hydratase and apolipoprotein N-acyltransferase family protein. Gene Ontology annotation, molecular function: hydrolase activity, acting on carbon-nitrogen (but not peptide) bonds, in linear amides. NCBI's taxonomy places the organism in Eukaryota, Viridiplantae, Streptophyta, Magnoliopsida, Cucurbitales, Cucurbitaceae. The record is from RefSeq and is a predicted model, not a curated record.
UAAGACUUCAUAUGAAAUUCUGUAUGUACCAAUAUCAAAGGAGAAUUUUGAGUUCCAUUUCCACUCCUUGAAAUUUCAUGAGAAAAAUGGUGUGGUUGCGAUCAAACUGAGAUGUCCGUUUCUCCGUGGCUAUCUCCCAAACAAAACCUGGUUCGAUUCACUACACCAACUGCUUCAGCUCGAGAUCAUCUUCCAUUGAUCCGUUCGAAUUUCGCGAACGCUUUCGCCGGAGGACCGGCGGACAUGGCAGUUAACUCCGUUCGAGUAGCCGUCGCUCAAAUGACCUCCAUUAACGGCCUCUCUUCCAACUUCGCCAUCUGUUCUCGCCUCGUCAAAGAAGCAGUCUCAGCUGGAGCAAAAUUGAUAUGCUUCCCAGAAGAUUUUUCUUUUAUGCCUGCCAAUGAUGGGGAAAGUCAAAAAAUUGCAGAGCCUCUAGACGGACCAAUUAUGAAUCAAUACUGCUCUUUGGCAAGAGAAUCCAGCAUAUGGCUAUCACUUGGAGGCUUUCAAGAAAAGGGACCCGAUGAUCAACAUUUCUACAACACACAUGUCAUAGUUGACGACACUGGAACCAUCAGGAGCAGUUAUAGGAAAAUACACCUGUUUGAUGUCGACGUUCCUGGUGGAAGAGUAUAUAAAGAAAGCAGUUAUACAAAGGCAGGAGAAGACAUUGUAGCAGUUGACAGUCCUAUUGGACGACUUGGUCUGACCGUAUGCUAUGAUUUGAGAUUUCCAGAGCUCUACCAGCACUUGAGAUUCCAACACAACGCUCAGGUUUUAUUGGUUCCUUCAGCUUUUACAAAAGAAACUGGGGAGGCACAUUGGGAAAUUCUUCUUCGCUCUCGUGCAAUUGAGAAUCAAUGCUAUGUCAUAGCUGCUGCUCAAGCGGGAAAAGCUAAUGAGAAAAGAGAGUCUUAUGGUGACUCCUUAAUCAUUGAUCCAUGGGGUAAAAUAGUUGGUCGAUUAUCUGAUCGGUUAGCAACGGGAAUUGCUAUAGCAGACAUUGAUUUUGAUUUGAUCGAGGCAGUGAGGUCAAGGCUUCCAAUUGCCCAGCAACGGAAGCCCUUUGAUUUCUGGAAACCAGCGUCAACGUGACAUCUUACCCAUAUCCAGGUGCAAUUUACAUUGUUUUUUUAAGGGAUCAUUACAAAUAUAACAAUCAGACUCAAAGGAUUAACAGAUAUGACAUAAUAUAAAAAAAUUACAAAUAUGGAAAAAUUUAUAUGGUCUAUCAAUGAUAAAUCAUAUCGCUGGUAGGAAUCUAUCAAUGAUAGAUUAUAUCGUUGGUAUCGUUGGUAUCGUUGGUAAGAGUCUACGAGCGGUAAAAGUCUAUGUUGAUAGACUUUACCAUAUUUGCAAUUGUUGAUAUACACUUGGUUAUUAUCUCUAAGAAUAUCAUCGUUUGUAAUUACCCUUUUUAAA